GACGGCGGAGGGCGAGACCGCGGCUGGGACCCGAGCCGAGGGGAUGGCGCGGGCGGGCGGCCGGGAAGAUGGUAGGAGGUGGGAGCGCUGACGCUGGCGCGCCGGGCGCUGCCAUGGUUGCCGGGUCGCGAUGGCAGCCGAGGGCCGGCGUGGAGGCCCGAGACCCUGAUCUGAGCCGGGGCGGCGUGGCGGGCGGGAGGAGCGCGCCUUCGCUCGCGGGCUCCGUGGGCCCUGGGGCAGGGCGCGCGGCGGGUGGACCGACCGGAAGGGGGGCGCGGGCAGCGCCGUCCUCCUGUCAGGCGCGGACGCCUGGCGUGGGGUCUGAGCGCUCCGCGGCGGAGCCCCCUGAGGCCCUGCUCGUGUGGACGCCGAGCCCGGCCCGCGGCGCCUCGGUCACGCCGGCGCGGAGGGGGCUGGCACCGAGUCCCCCACCGCCAUGGGCCGCGGGGUCCUUUGUUCCCGCUCCACGUUGCCCGCUCUUCUUGCCAAGCGCGGGGAGAAGGGGGCGGGCGGAGCUUGGGAGUGGCUGCCCUGACGUAUCGGCGCUGAGUGACUGCGGGCCCGGCCAAUCCCGGGCGGGGGUGUGCGGCGCCGGGCUCGCGGCCGCGCGGCGCGGGGAGGAAGGCCUGGGGGUCAGCCUGGCACUCCGGGGCGCUGACCACUCUCUGUUUUACGAAAGAAAUAGGUGGAAAGGCCAGCGAAGAAUUUGGGGAAUGGGACAUAGGAUGUGUACCUUUUCACAACUCUUUUAAGACUUGUUGAAUUGCAUUUUUCACUUACAGUAAUCUCUGUGGGCUAUGGUAAGUUGUAAAUUUCAGAAUAUUACUAACGUACUUUAAUUACUUACAAAAUUGUCUUUUUCUUACAUUGACGUGCUAGAGAAUUGAAAUAUUUAUCAUAUAUCAUAUUUCACCUCAGUUUUAAUUUUAAGUAGAUUAACUGAAAGUAUACUUUACCAAACAAGUUUCAUACUCUUACAUGACUCUGGGAUGCUUGGGCAUCUGGCUUGGCUUUUCAAAGAAAAACACUUCUCCCUGUUUUUAAUUCCUCUAAUAAUCUUGCUUGAGCUUCAUAGACUAAGUAAGAUUUGUGAAUUUUGGGAGUGGUUUAAAGCUCUUGAUUUGCCUAACCUUGCAAUAAUGAAAAUUAGUAUGAACUUCCAAAAACAAGUUUGCAUUAACUUAAAUGUCAUCCACCUGUGGACUAGCUUUUAAAACCAACUAAGGCUGUACUGAUCAGUAGAUAUUAAAGAGAUAAGGUUUGUGUUAAGAGUGAUAUGCAGAAAGUCAAGUACUAAAUAUAACAAGACUAUUGUAGAACUCAUAACAGUAUUGUACACCUUCAUAUCCCAAGAGUUAC
Molecule: messenger RNA, 1359 nt
Organism: Chinchilla lanigera (long-tailed chinchilla)
Lineage: Eukaryota; Metazoa; Chordata; Mammalia; Rodentia; Chinchillidae
Product: translation initiation factor IF-2-like
Exons: 2
Coding region: 69-752 (227 amino acids)
Source: RefSeq, a predicted model, not a curated record